Molecule: messenger RNA, 1603 nt
Organism: Ochlerotatus camptorhynchus
Lineage: Eukaryota; Metazoa; Arthropoda; Insecta; Diptera; Culicidae
Product: UDP-glycosyltransferase UGT5-like
Exons: 2
Coding region: 44-1603 (519 amino acids)
Molecular function (GO): UDP-glycosyltransferase activity
Source: RefSeq, a predicted model, not a curated record
GGGUCACUUCAGACGUUAUGUAAAAAGUGAUCGGUCAGGGAAAAUGGCGUUCAAAUACUCAUAUUUUCUGUGUGCUCUCGUGGUACUUGUAGUGAUUCCUUCAGCGUGCGCAGAUAAUAUUCUUUUCAUUCAAACACUUGCUUCGAAGAGCCACCACAUUUGGAACAAGCAAAUAUUCGACCGGCUAUACAACAAUGGACAUAAUCUCACAAUCAUCUCAUUCGAAGAGGAGCAAUCCGUCCCCGGUAAGACGUUCUUGGUUGUGAAAGAUUUCAUGACUAGAUUGAUAGCUGAAUAUGGCGGCAACUGGGAUUAUACCGUUGUACAAAGUCCGUUUGUGAAUAUUCACUUUAUGUAUGACUUUUACAAUAAAGCAAGUCGAUUGCUGGCGGAAGAAGAGGCUGUUCAAAGGCUUUUAGCCUAUCCACGAACAUUCAAGUUUGAUUUGAUCAUUCAUGAUCUUACAAUGGGCCAAUUCCUAUUGGGGUUCGUAGAGUACUUUGGAAACCCACCGUUAGUCUCUAUAUCUGCUUUCAACAUUCCUCCUCAUGUUACAACAAUGGCUGAUGCCCCGUUAAGGACUACCUGUUUGCCACACUACGCCUCUAGUUUCGGUACUGGGAUGAACUUUAUCGAACGAGUGAAAAAUACAUUAUAUUGGGCGCUCGAUAUCUUCUACCGUAACAGAAUCUACAUGACCAACGAAGAUCGACGAGUAAAACGGCUUUUUGGUAGCAAUUCAACAUCUGUGAAGUUGAUUGAACAGCGCUCGGACUUUAUCUUGGUGAACAGUGAUUUUAGCAUGGAUUACUACCAAGCCCUGCCACCGAAUGUAAUACCUGUUGGCGGAUUGCAUGUAUCUCGUACUGAGAAAGUACCUCCAAUCGUAAAACAAUUUAUAGCUCGUGCCAUUAAAGGCGUCGUUUUAUUGAGUUUUGGAACAAAUGUAGCAUCUGAAAUGCUCGGUGAGAAGAUCAACGUCGACAUGUUCAAAGUGUUUCGAAGUAUGCCGGACUAUGGUUUCAUUUGGAAGCAUGGAGAUCCAGCGUCAUUGGGAAUAAUGCCAACAAAUGUAUUGGUGUUAAAAUGGGUUCCACAAGCUGCAAUUCUGUCUAAUACGAGAACCAAACUGCUGAUCAGCCACGGAGGACUCUUGAGUCUACAAGAAGCUACUUGGCAUGGAAUUCCUGUCUUAUCAAUCCCAUUCUUCGUUGACCAGUAUUCAAAUACAGAUAAACUCAUCAGAGCUGGGGUUGGCAUAAAACUUCUACCGAAAGACAUAAACGAAGAAAGUUUUAAAGACGCUAUUAUGAAUGUUUUGGAUGAUCCAAGUUACCAAGCAAGAAUGAAACAAAGAUCUUACCAAUUCAAAGCACAGCCGGAACAUCCCCUUGAUCGUGCAGUUUUCUGGAUUGAGAAAGUUCUUGAAAAUAAUGGUCUUAGCUAUCUUCGAUCCCCCGCCCUAGAUAUGAACAUAUUCCAAAUAUAUGGCAUCGACAUGUUAACCAUAAUACUAUUGAUAGCUUUCAUCUAUUACCUAAUCCUCCAAAGACACCUCAAGCAACCAGCUACCACUGAAAAAGAGAAACCGAAAAAAGAAUAA